AUGUUUGCCAGACGUUCCCUCAGUACCUUUGCAAAUAGAUUACUUCAACAAGAACUCAUGCCAGCUGCUAAAGCAGCUGCCAAAAAAACCCCUCAACAAGCAAUUAAAUCUUCAUGUCCUGCAGGAACAGAACUCCGCUUAAAUGUAUAUAAAGAUGGCAAAGAUCCCGUAGCACUGGAAGAUGAGAAAUAUCCCCCAUGGCUCUGGUCAAUCUUAACUCCUUCAAAUAAUAAAAAUCCUUCUCCAAUGGAAGCUAUUGCACAAAGGAAGAAAGUAUUACGAAAGAAUAACAGAGAUCGUAUAAAACAGAAUAACUUUUUGAAACAACUGAAAUAA
This is a messenger RNA of Henningerozyma blattae CBS 6284, 336 nucleotides long. RefSeq names its product mitochondrial 54S ribosomal protein mL54 (gene MRPL37). The transcript has a single exon. The coding region runs from base 1 to 336 and encodes 111 amino acids. Gene Ontology annotation, cellular component: mitochondrial large ribosomal subunit. Lineage: Eukaryota; Fungi; Ascomycota; Saccharomycetes; Saccharomycetales; Saccharomycetaceae. Gene Ontology annotation, molecular function: structural constituent of ribosome. The record is from RefSeq and is a predicted model, not a curated record.